Ectocarpus sp. CCAP 1310/34 is the source of this 1115-nucleotide messenger RNA. Lineage: Eukaryota; Phaeophyceae; Ectocarpales; Ectocarpaceae. The record is from the annotation of a GenBank genome assembly.
GCGCACAAGGUUAGCGGGCUGAUGCUGGCGAACCAUACCUGUAUGAGCCAGCUGUUCACGAGGAGCCUCCAGCAGUUCGACCGCAUCCGAAAGAGAAACGCUUUCGUCGACAACUACAGGAAGGAGCCCAUGUUUGCCGACAACCUUGACGAAUUUGAAGACUCCAGGGAGGUGGUGGCAAGCCUGAUCGAAGAGUAUAAGGCUUGCGAGAGCCCGAACUACAUAAACUGGGGCAUGGGGGGGGCGGCGGCGGGCGGAGAAGGAGCGGGGGGGGCGGCAGCGGAAGGAGGUGGCGAGGCGGCCGCGGCAACAUGACGUCUCUCUUAGGAUGCAGAAUCAAGAAUCAAGAAUGAAGAAUCAAGUCGUCAGCCACUCUUGCCUGUGCUUGCCAAUAUUUUUUCCCCGAGACUUGACUGUGGAAUAUGUAACCAUGGUGCACUGCUGUGUGCGUCAACCUCUACCUCUGUGUAUAGCUCUUGCGGCCAUCGAAAUGUAUGCUUGCCGCAAGCAAAUUGUACGUGGGCUGUUUGUAUACCGUCAACGCUGACGAAAGGUACCUAUUUGCCGGCUGCUGCAGCGGAAUACUUGUAGUCACAGAUCACGUAGAAGCCGAACAGCAGUUGUCGGAGUGAGAAGGGAUGGAGUGUGUCGAGAGAUUUGCUUGCAAUUUGGUAUCGGGAUUCAGAGCUUUACUCUGCAUUCCAUCCCCAAGCGAAUGAAAGGAGCAGGGUGCCCGUUGGAUGGAAUCUGAGAGUGCCCAUCAGCAGACGGUGGUUUGUUGGCACAGGACCGUGUGUUCGCCGUGCAGUGAUUUUGGCCGUCAGUUGUUACGGCUAAUUUUCGGCCAUCUCUGGACGCGCCAUGAAACGUCUUUUUGAAGAAGCGUGUUCCCUUUUCGGGCAGCUAGCCUGCUUUGCGAUGACACGGAAGACUUCCGCGUGUGUUUGUGUGUUUUCGUCCUAUUGAUUAUGGCGACAGUCCCCCCUUUUUUCGUGGUGAGACGUGUACUACUACACUUUUCAGCGUAUGUAGAGUACUACACUUUCCAGUGUAUUUUUUCGUACAACUACAACCAUCCAGGGCCACACAGGAGGGGGUAAAUACCAGCGCUUUAU